AUGAAAGGCCUAAAUAAGAAUUCGGUAGAAGUUCCUUUAAAGAAUAAUGAAAAAAAGAAGAGGCCUAAAGGUAAUAAUAAAUAUUACUGGUUCUACAGCGAAUAUUUAAAACACACUGCUAUAAAAAAGUUAUGCUUCAAAUUUGCUUUAAUUCCAGAUCUUGCUUUGCAACAACAGAAACUAAAAGCUUGGCGGCCUGUAUUUUUGCCUAGUACAGUUGUGCCGUGUUUUUACUUUAUAGGUGUCUGCUUUCUCACUUUUGGUGCUGUUUUGCAGGCGUCCAACAGGAAGGUGAAAGAAGUAGAAGUGGACUACACGGAGUGUGGCGCUUUGGAAGCCGCCUCUCAGACUUGUGCUAACAUACUUAUUGCUGACAUAAAAGCGAGUUGUCGGUGCCAAGUUAGCUUUACUUUGCCUGAAAGAUGGAAAGAAAAAGAUAUUUACUUAUACUAUAACCUGAAUAAUUAUUAUCAGAAUCAUAGAAGAUUUACGACCAGCAGAGAUAAUUAUCAGCUUUAUGGCUCUACUUCGGCGGACAAGACCUGUGACCCAUUGGCUACGGUGGGCAACACGUCCAUUGCGCCUUGUGGUCUCAUAGCAAACAGUUUCUUUAAUGAUUCUUUUAUAUUAAAGGAUCCUUCUGGUAAAGUUGUUACGCUGUCAGGAAAAGAUAUCUCUUGGAGCACGGACAAAACUCGCUUUAAAAAUCCACCUCCUCAAUAUAACCUUAAGGAGGCCUUUAAAAACACUACCAGGCCGCCAUAUUGGACAUUUGAAGUUUAUGAAAUGCCAAGCAGCGGUGAUGGAUAUGGCAACGGCUAUGAAAACGAAGAUUUUAUAGUAUGGAUGAGAACUGCUGCAGUGUCAAACUUUAAAAAGUUGUAUAGGCGUGUGCAAGGACCUCUCGAGGCCGGCUCCUACGUUUUGGAAGUAAACUACAGGUACCCUGUCUUAGUCUUUGAUGGAAAGAAAAAAGUUGUACUCGCCACAACCUCAUUCUUUGGAGGAAAAAAUCAGUUUUUGGGUUUAGGAUAUAUAAUAAUGGGAAGCGUUACUGUUUUCUCUGCAAUUUGUUUUUCUCUCGUCCAACUGCUGAACCCAAGAAAGAUCGGGCACUGUAGAAUUUACUAUUAA
Messenger RNA from Zophobas morio, 1134 nucleotides. RefSeq names its product cell cycle control protein 50A-like. NCBI's taxonomy places the organism in Eukaryota, Metazoa, Arthropoda, Insecta, Coleoptera, Tenebrionidae. Gene Ontology annotation, cellular component: Golgi apparatus; plasma membrane; endoplasmic reticulum. The transcript has 11 exons. The coding region runs from base 1 to 1134 and encodes 377 amino acids. The record is from RefSeq and is a predicted model, not a curated record.